This is a messenger RNA of Canis lupus familiaris (dog), 3688 nucleotides long. Its product is annotated as 14-3-3 protein zeta/delta-like. NCBI's taxonomy places the organism in Eukaryota, Metazoa, Chordata, Mammalia, Carnivora, Canidae. Gene Ontology annotation, cellular component: cytoplasm. Gene Ontology annotation, biological process: signal transduction. The record is from RefSeq and is a predicted model, not a curated record.
CCCUCUGCCUUUGUCCCUCCCCCUGUUGGUGUGUUUGUGCUCACACACACACUCUCUCUGUCAAAAUAAAUAAAUAAAAUCUUUUAAAAAAAGAACCUCUUCAAGUAAACAUUAUGAAAAAGUACAAUACAACCUUAAAAUUGCAAUAAACAUUAAUUCUCAUACUGUUUUUGUGCAUUAGAAGUCUAGGAGCAGCUUAGCUGGGUGGUUCUGGCUUGGGCUCUCUCAUGGGGUUGUAGUUAAUCCUUCAGCCAGAUCUGUAGUCCCAUGAAUGAUUGACCAGGGCUUGAGGAUCUACUUCCAACUGGCUCCCUCCCUUUUGGCUGUUGGCAGAGGCCUUAUUUCUUUAUGACAUGGACCUCUCCAUAGGACUGCUUGAGUAUCCUCAUGACAGGCAGCUGAUCACAAAGCCAGAACCUCAAUCUCUUUUAUCAUUUAGCUUCAGAAAUCACAACACCAUCACUUCUGUAUUCUUUUGGUCCCAUGGACACACUAUGAUAAAAAUGUAGGAAGAGACUACACAGGACGUUAACUCCAGAGGCCAGGAUCACUUACAGUUACCUUAGAAGUCACCCUAGAAGCAGCAUAACCUGAAGAGAUCAAGGAGUGAAAACAAGGAUCUAAUAAAUAUCUCACCAUCUGAAAUCAGAUACAUUUGGGAUCAAAUCAGGUCCAUUUAACCUGUCUACUAAAAGCUUGCUAUGAAUGGAUGCAUCAAUAAAGUUUAUUGUGGUUUUGACACUUCUAAAAAUAAUUUAGAUUAAAAGUCUGAUAAAUAAUUUUACAGUCAGAAAAGGUGGAGAAAACAUUUUUUCAGUUUUUUAAAGAUUUUAUUUAUGUGAGAGAGAGAGUGCACCAACAGGGGGGAGAGCAGAGGGACAAGCAGACUCCCCACUGAGCAGGGAGCCUGACGCAGCUCCUGACAUCAUGACCUGAACUGAAGUCAGAUCCUUGACUCACUGAGCCACCUACGUGCCCCGAAAAGUUGUAUUUCAAGGCAAUCGUUUUGAGGACAGAACAUAAUGAUAAAGUAGCUCCCAAAUAGGACUUUUUUUUUAAGUUGCUGUUUGCUUCCUUUCCAAGUCCUUAAGAAUUCAUGUGUUUACAACAGAAUAAACAAGAUAUUUCCAACUUCUCAUUGGCUUCUUUGAAUAAUUUUAUGGGAACUCAAUAUUUUUCUACCUAUGAAAAUUCUCAUAUCCAAAUAUUACAGUGGUUGAUUAUUCAUUUUAAAUUUCAAGUUUAAAAAAAUCUAGAUUAAGCAGAGGUAGGGGAAGCCUUUAGUUAAGCAGGUUUAAAAUACAAACAUGUAGGGAUGCCUGAGUGGCUCAGUGGUUGAGAGUCUGCCUCCGGUUCAGGUCAUGAUCCCGGGGUCCUGGGAUCGAGUCCUGCAUCAGGCUCCUUGCGGAGAGCCUGCUUCCCCCUCUGCCUAGGUCUCUGCCUCUCUCUGUGUGUGUCUCGUGAAUAAAUAAAUAAAAUACAAACAUGUAGAAGUUCGACUCAUCAUCUUAUUCCCUAUGAGUAGUCUUUUCUGGUAUGUUAGGUUAGUAAUAUUCAUUAGAAGAACUUCAGGCUCGGUCUCAGCCUCGCUGCUGCAGCCCAGAGACUGCUGAGCCCUGGUCCGUCCGCCGGCACCCACUCCAGACAUCCAGUCAUGGAUAAAGUCGAGCUGGUGCAGAAGGCCAAUCUGGCCAAGCAGGCUGAGCGAUAUGAUGACUUGGCAGCCUGCAUGAAGUCCUUAACUGAGCAAGGAGCUGAAUUAUAAGAGGAGAGGAAUCUUCUCUCAGUUGCUUAUAAAAAUGUUGUAGGAUCCCGUAGGUCAUCUUGGAGGGUCGUCUCAAGUAUUGAGCAAAAGAUGGAAGGUGCUGAGAAUAAACAGCAGAUGGCUCGAGAAUACAGAGAGAAAAUUGAGACCGAGCUAAGAGAUAUCUGCAAUGAUGUACUGUCUCUUCCGGCAAAGCGUUUGAUCCCCAGUGCUCCACAAGCAGAGAGCAAAGUCUUCUAUUUGAAAAUGAAAGGAGGCUACUACCGUUACUUGGCCGAAGUUGCUGCUGGUGAUGACAAGAAAGGGACUGUGGAUCAGUCACAACAAGCAUACCAAGAAGCUUUUGAAAUCAGCGGAAAGGAAAUGCAACCAACACAUCCUAUCAGAUUGGGUCUGGCCCUUAACUUCUCUGUGUUCUAUUACGAAAUUCUGAACUCACCGGAGAAAGCCUGCUCUCUUGCAAAGACAGCUUUUGAUGAAGCCAUUGCUGCACUUGAUACAUUAAGUGAAGAGUCACACAAAGACAGCACGCUAAUAAUGCAAUUACUGAGAGACAACUUGACAUCGUGGACAUCGGACACCCUAGGAGACGAAACUGAAGCAGGAGAAGGGGGGGAAAAUUAACUGGCCUUCCUACUUUUGUCUGCCUCAUUCUAAAAUUUACACAGUAGACCAUUUGUCAUUCAUGCUGUCCCACAAAUAGUUUUUUGUUUACGAUUUAUGACAGGUUUAUGUUACUUCUGUUUUAAUUUCUAUAUUUCCCAUGUGGUUUUUAUGUUGAAUAUUAGGGGAGUAGAGCCAGUUAAUAUUUAGGGAGUUACCUGUUUUCAUCUUGAGGUGGCCAAUAUGGGGAUGUGGAAUUUUUAUACUAGUUAUAAGUGUUUGGCAUAGUACUUUUGGUACAUUGUGGCUUCACAAGGGCCAGUGUUAAAACUGCUUCCACGUCUAAGCAACGAAAACUGCCCACAUCUUGGUUUGUCCUGGUGGGGAAUAAAAGGGAUAAUUGGUUCCAGAUACAGGUGUAGUUAUUGUGGGUACUUUAAGGUUUAGGGCACUUACAAGGCUGUAGUAGAAAGGGUAUCCUGUAGAUAUUAAAUGUGAACCACGAGUAUCUGUGGAAUACUCAUUCUCGAUGUGCACACCUUUGACUACAGUUGCAGGAGUGUUCCUUUAGUUGUGACCCAAUUUACUCUGGUUAAGGGCAGAAAUGGUUCACAUUCCAUUAUUUGGAAAGUUACCUGCUGUUUGCUUUCAUUAUUUUUGCUACACUCCUUUUAUUUGUAUUUAAAUGUUUCAGGCAACCUAAGAACAAAUGUACAAGUGAAGACGCAGUAAAAAUGAAUUGCUUGAUAUCCAUUACUUUAUGUAUAUCAAGUAUAGCAGCAAAACAAAAAUCCCAUGUAUUUAACCUUUUUGUUAGUUUUUUUUUCUGUUUUGUUUUGUUUUGAUUCUUUGCUCUUGUGAUUUUUUUUUUUUUUGAUACUUGCCUAACAUGCAUGUUCUGUAAAAAUAGUUAACAGGGAAAUAACUUGAGAUGAUGGCUAGCUUUGUUUAGUGUCUUAUGAAAUUUUCAUGAACAAUCUAAGCAUAAUUGUUAAGAACACAUGUAUUGAGUAGUUGUAAGUGGAAUAAAAGUUUUGUGAAUGGACUUUUCAACUACUUUCUCUACAGGUUUUCAUGUAAAUUAGAUUCUUGGUUCUGAAACCUCUCUAAAGGAAAUUGUACAUUUUUGGAAAUUUAUUCCUUAUUCCCUCUUGACAGCUAAUGGGCUUUUACCAAGUUUAAAUACAAAGUUUAUCAUAACAAAAUACUACUAAUAUAACUACUACUGUUCCCAACCAUGUCCUGUAUUCCUCCCCUACCCUGAAAAAAAAAAAAAAAAGCUUUUUUUCAGAGACAGGGGAUUGAUUGGAAAAAAGUAAU